Molecule: messenger RNA, 624 nt
Organism: Procambarus clarkii (red swamp crayfish)
Lineage: Eukaryota; Metazoa; Arthropoda; Malacostraca; Decapoda; Cambaridae
Source: RefSeq, a predicted model, not a curated record
UCUCAUGAUGAAUCACGUGAUGAGUCUUGUGUUGAAUCCCGUGAUGAUUCAUGUGAUGAGUCACGUGAUGAGUCUCGUGAUGAAUCACAUUAUGAGUCUUAUGAUGAAUCAUGUGAUGAGUCUAGUGAUGAAUCACAUGAUGAGUCCCGUGAUGAAUCACGUGAUGAGUCCCGUGAUAAAUCACGUGAUGAUUCUCGUGAUGAAUCAUGUGAUGAGUCCUGGGGUGAAUCCCGUGAUGAGUCUUAUGAUGAAUCACGUGAUGAGUCUUGUGAUGAAUCACGUGAUGAAUCAUGUGAUGAGUCCUGUGAUUACUCACGUGAGGAGUCCCGUGAUGAGUCUUGUGAUGAAUCCCAUGAUGAGUCACGUGAUAAAUCAUGUGAAGAUCCUUGUGAUGAAUCCCGUGAUGAAUCAUGUGAUGUGUCCCGUGAUGAAUCACGUGAUGAAUCUUGGGAUGAAUCCCAUGAUGAGUCUCAUGAUGAAUCACGUGAUGAGCCUUGUGAUGAAUCCUGUGAUAAAUCCCGUGAUGAAUCACGUGAUGAGCCUUGUGAUGAAUCCUGUGAUAAAUCCCGUGAUGAAUCACGUGAUGAGUCCAGUGAUAAAUCACGUGAUGAUUCCCGUGAUUAA